UUCCUUCAACCGCGACCUGACGCGACAAUCCAGUACAUCCCAUAAAUGCCGGACGUGAUCCUCGUUACUGGUGGCACGGGGCUUGUAGGAAAAGCGAUUGAGCACGUGAUCAAUACAGAGCCGGAAGGAUCGCGCUUUGGCAAGAAACCUGGGGAGAAAUGGAUAUUUGCCAGUUCGUCUGAAGCAGAUCUCAGGGACUCCAAGGAGACGUUGAAGCUAUUUGAGAAGUAUAAGCCUACACAUGUUAUCCAUCUUGCCGCGCUGGUGGGGGGGUUGUUCAAGAACAUGAAGUACAAGCUCACCUUCCUCCGGGACAACAUUCUCAUCAACGAUAACGUACUGCAUACCGCCCACAUCUGCAAAACCGCCAAGGUCAUCUCAUGCCUUUCUACUUGCGUCUUCCCGGACGAAGUGACCUACCCUCUUGAUGAGACCAAGAUUCAUUCGGGUCCUCCUCACGAGUCCAAUUUCGGUUACGCGCACGCGAAAAGGAUGGUCGACGUGCAAAACCACGCCUACAAGGAAGAAUUUGGGUGCAAUUUUACCUCUGCCAUCCCGACUAACGUUUUCGGUCCUCACGACAACUUCGAUCUGGAAGACUCGCACGUUAUACCCGGUCUGAUUCACAAAUGCUAUCUCGCGAAGAAGAAUAAGACACCUUUUGUGGUGGCCGGGACCGGAAAGCCUCUCCGGCAGUUCAUCUACUCUUACGAUCUCGCCAAGCUCUUCAUAUGGCAACUGCGCGAAUAUGAUGACGUCGAACCCAUCAUUUUCUCAGUGGGAGAGGAUGAGGAGGUCUCAAUCAAGCAGGUAGCAGACGCCAUCGUCAAAGCUGUCGGCUUCGAGGGAGAGUACACCUUCGACACUACCCGUGCCGAUGGCCAGUUCCGAAAGCCCGCUUCCAACAAGAAGCUUCUCGCAGAGAUUGGUGGUUUUGUGUUCACGCCCUUUGACCAGGCACUUCAAACGACUGUCGAGUGGUUCUUGCAAAAUUACCAAACGGCGAGGACGGGCUCCAAGGCGUGAAGUGGCGACGCGCUUGGAUGUGAUGUUGACAUUGGCCUGAUAUGUUUGGAAAACAGCUUCGAGUUCGGCCGGAUGGACGCGGAGAGCUCGUAGACAAUGACAUACUCCCUAGCUCAGGUCGCGGGCCGGUCAAGUAUAGUAUCGUGAUUGCUGCCAAAUAUAGAUCUGGGGAAUGGAUGGCUGUGCUCAUACGUAGCUCGUAAACGAUCGGAUGCAAAUCGG
Punctularia strigosozonata HHB-11173 SS5 is the source of this 1248-nucleotide messenger RNA. RefSeq names its product epimerase-domain-containing protein. Gene Ontology annotation, molecular function: GDP-L-fucose synthase activity. Bases 46 to 1026 code for a protein of 326 amino acids. The record is from RefSeq and is a predicted model, not a curated record. Lineage: Eukaryota; Fungi; Basidiomycota; Agaricomycetes; Corticiales; Punctulariaceae. Gene Ontology annotation, biological process: nucleotide-sugar biosynthetic process. The transcript is spliced from 8 exons.